AUGGAAGAACCGGAGGAGGAGCCUGAAGAAAACCCUGAAGGAGGCCCUGCCAUGGGUCAGGAGGUGGGACCUGAAGUGGAACUGGAAGAGUAUGUGGUAACUGAUUACAAAUAUGGUGAUUCUAACCAGGAUUUAGAUGAUGGAAAGGAAAUUGAGGAGACACAUAGUGAACCCCACCUAUUGGAAGCCCCAUCAGAUCCACGAACGCCGAAGCUAUGGCUAUACGAGCUGGAAAAGGGAAGAGGUAAUCACCCAAGAGGUGAAUGA
Molecule: messenger RNA, 267 nt
Organism: Lactuca saligna
Lineage: Eukaryota; Viridiplantae; Streptophyta; Magnoliopsida; Asterales; Asteraceae
Source: the annotation of a GenBank genome assembly